Messenger RNA from Fusarium poae, 366 nucleotides. RefSeq lists its product as uncharacterized. The transcript has a single exon. Bases 1 to 366 code for a protein of 121 amino acids. The record is from RefSeq and is a predicted model, not a curated record. Lineage: Eukaryota; Fungi; Ascomycota; Sordariomycetes; Hypocreales; Nectriaceae.
AUGCAGGAAGAAUCCCGAUUCCUUUCUAGCAUUCACGUCUACCAGAGAGACAACACGUUACUUCCGACCCAGCUCCCAUCUCAAGCGGUCCAGCAGCACCCGUGGAGAACCGAUGUGAACCAUCUCGGCCCGCCCCAGUCUGUUCUGUCUCACGGUCUGUUCAGAGUGCUCCAAAGCAAUGGAGAUGCCGCUUGUCUCAACGUACACUACACGGACCUUUGUGACCCUCCUGACCUGUACGCUGCGCUCCGUGAGGAGCAGAUCCCUCCACCCUGUGAAGAUAUGAACCCCGAGGACCCCGGCAUGAUUCCCUGUGAGCAGGAGUUAAGAUUUGAAGGCGAUCUUUACACCCCGAGAUGGAUUUGA